Rattus norvegicus (Norway rat) is the source of this 1979-nucleotide messenger RNA. It is a transcript of the gene Zfp764l1, whose product is annotated as zinc finger protein 764 like 1. Gene Ontology annotation, biological process: regulation of DNA-templated transcription. The record is from RefSeq and is marked validated. Lineage: Eukaryota; Metazoa; Chordata; Mammalia; Rodentia; Muridae. Bases 189 to 1571 code for a protein of 460 amino acids. The transcript is spliced from 3 exons. Gene Ontology annotation, cellular component: nucleus.
UUUUUUUUUACGCAGGCGUCGUGGGAUCAUGCUUGUGUUCCUAUCAGUUUUCAAUUUUUACCUUCAUAGGGGUGCUCAGGAAACUGGUCCUGUCCCUUCUCAGUCGUUGUACCGACCGCGGACAUGUCCGGCUAGGCAGGCGACCCUUAGGGCGUUGGGCUGACACGGGACCCGCGCGGGGACUCCACAUGGCUCAGCAGAUUGCUCCGGGAAGGGCCUCCGCACAGCCUGCGUUCUGUAAGCUCGGGGCUGUGAGCUUCGCGGACGUGGCCGUGUAUUUCUCACCGGAGGAAUGGGGAUGUCUGCGACCGGCACAGAGAGCCCUGUACCGGGAGGUGAUGCGCGAGACCUACAGUCUUCUGGGCUCUCUCGGAGUCCGAGGCGCCAAACCAGCGCUCAUCUGCUGGGUGGAGGAAGAGACCGAACUGUGGGGACCCCGUGCCCAGGAUCCAGAAUUGGCCAUGUGCAAGACUGAAGUCCACUCAGAUUGCAGACAAGAGGAGAAAAGGAGGAAACCAAGGGAAGAGACUGAAGCAAUUCAGAGGACAUUUUCUACAGAAGCUGGGCCGAAGGAGCCACACCUCACAUUUGCUGCCCCUUCUACCAACUUGGAUCUGCUGUCCAAGGACCCUCAACAGGGGCCACCCACCUCUGGUAGUGUUCGAGCCAGGGUCCUGAGGGCAAACAAGCGUCAUGGGUGCCAUGUGUGUGGCAAGAGUUUUGCCCAGAGGCCCACAUUGGUGGAGCACCUGUACACUCACACAGGUGAAAAGCCGUUUCAGUGCCCAGAGUGUAACAAAUGCUUUGGCCGGGCUUCUUCCCUGAGCAUGCACCGAGCCAUUCACCGAGGGGAACGGCCUCAUCGCUGUCCUAACUGUGAGAAGUGUUUUUCCCAGCGGUCCACAUUGGUGGCGCAUCUGUACACUCACACGGGUGAAAGGCCAUUCUGUUGCCCUGACUGCAACAAGUGCUUUGGUCGGGCAUCUUCUCUGAGCACGCACCGGGCCAUACACCGAAAGGAGAGGCCUCAUCGCUGCCCUUACUGUGAGCGGACUUUCACACAGCGCUCUGCACUCACCAGCCAUCUCCGAGUCCACACUGGGGAGAAGCCUUACUGUUGCGCUGAUUGUGGACGCCGCUUCAGCCGGAGCUCUGGGCUCCAUGAGCACCAGCGGGUGGUGCACAGCGGCAUGACCCCGUUUAGUUGCACAGUCUGUGGCAGAGCCUUUGCUGAUUCUAAAUAUCUUCGGCGCCACAUGCGGAUCCACACAGGCGAAAAGCCUUAUUCCUGCCCUGACUGCGGACGCUGCUUUCGCCAGGGCUCUGAAAUUGCAGCCCACAGGCGGACCCACACUGGCGAGCGUCCCUACCCCUGCCCUCAGUGUGGCAGAGGCUUUCGAACAAAGUCAGCUAUGACAAGCCACCAGUGGGUCCAUCGGCCAGGAGCUAAAGGUCACAGGGACAAAAAAGCCAGUCAGUUAUCUGUAGCCCUGGGCACUGGCCAAGAGGACCCGGAUCCACCUGUGGGCUUCCAGCUUUACCCAGAGAUCUUCCAGGAGUGUGGGGCAUAGUCCUAAACGUGCCGACGGAAAUCACAGGCGUUCUAGCAAGUGUUGGUCCUGGGAACAGGGUACAGUCUUCUAGGUGGUUACCAGAUGCAUCUGCCCACACCUGGAUCCUGAGUCUAUUGGACUGGGGUGGGAAACCCCACUAGAACUCUAUAUGAGAAGCAAGGGCAGUUUCCCGUCUCAGAAGUAUUGAGAGGCUUGAGUUUGAAAAGAGCCUUAUUGAAGCCAUUGCCUCUUUAAUGCAGAGGCUAACGUCGAUGGCUCUGUGAAUUGAGCCAGCUGCGUUUUCAGGGUUACUGGUCAUGAGCCUGGUGUGGUGGUGCCUGCCUAUGAUCCCCUCAUUGGGGAGGUAGAGACACCUGAGACUGCAUCUAAAGAUAAUAAAGAGGGAAAUUAAUUGAGAAUUGAAAA